Ostertagia ostertagi is the source of this 372-nucleotide messenger RNA. The record is from the annotation of a GenBank genome assembly. NCBI's taxonomy places the organism in Eukaryota, Metazoa, Nematoda, Chromadorea, Rhabditida, Trichostrongylidae.
AUGCCCGGCGAAGAUGGCUAUGCUGGCACACCCGGUGAGAAAGGUUGGCCUGGACCACCAGGAGCUCCAGGACCCAUGGGAUUGCCUGGACCAGCAGGACCGCCUGGUGAAGAAGGACCAGCUGGUACACCUGGAACAUGUGUCUGUCAGGAUACUGAAGUGGUAAUGGCCGAUGUAAAUGGAAAAAUACCAGCACCUCGUGAGGAUUACGUUGUGUCAGCACCAAAGCAAGAAGAAACCACAACCCAGAACCUUCAAGAAUUAGCACCCUCCGUCACCAUGGUUGAAGAGGAGUCGUACUCAAACAACGAGAAUGGCGGUUACUACAACCGAAAGUUGAAGAAAAGGAUCCGCCGGCUCCGUCAACACUAG